AUGCGCGGGAAAUUUACAACAUUUUGUUUACAACUUUACUACGCAAGAAUGAGUCUACGACGCGAUGAUGAAUACUAUGAGGAUCAAUUAAACAGUGUUCAUAGAAAUGAAGCCUAUUUAGAAGACGUUGAUGACCCAUCAUCAAGUAAUAAUUCCGAUGUUUCAUCCGAUGAAGAAGAGGACAAGCUAGAUACGAAGAGCUCCAUUGCUGAGAGUGAGGGUGAUAUGUUUGCCAGUGAAGACGAAGAAAAGGACAAACCACAAGAACAAUCAACGGAUGGAAGCGACGAUGAUAUGUUUGCCAGCGAUGACGACGCGAACCUGGCAAAACAGCCCAAACAAGUUCAAUUUUCCAAUAAUAACCAAACCAUACACCUACAACCUAACUCAAGUGGCAGUUCCAACGAUCAAUCGGAACUAGAAUCAGAUAAUGACGAAUCUAUAAACGACUAUUACAUCAAUACAGAAGAAUUCACAACCUCACAACAACCAAACAAAAAAAAACAACCCAAAAUUGAAGCAUUCAACAUGACCCAAGAAGAACGAGAUGGUCAUUUCAAUAAAGUGGGAGACUAUAUCCCCAAUGAAGUUGAAUCCGAUCUGGAUAAAUCUCAAGAUGAAGAUUCAUGGGCUAGUGACUAUACUAAAUCUGAUAUACGUAAAGCCAAAUUAGCUCAAGCUAAACGACAACAAGAUUCUAAUGAACAGAAUACGACGAAGAAUGUCAAUAUGGAUCCAAUUGAGGUUAUUUUGGCUUCUUUGAUUGAGUUAUUGGAACCAGUUGAAACUCCAAUGGAAGCUUUGGCUCGAUUAAAUUCUCAACUAAGGAAGAGCCAAAAGAGUAAGAAAAAAAGACAAACAGACAAGAACAGGCUAGAUUUAUCCAUUAUCAAAGAGUCCAUAUCUCAAAUCACUAAUCUUUGUUCAAUCUUAAUCAAUGAAAAGCAAAUGGAUGAUGAUGAGGUAUACGAUAUGACAAGAGAAGAAUUCAUGAGGAAAUAUCAACGUGAAACAGGUCAAGAAUACAGUCGAGCAAAGCUCAAACGAUCACGAAUUGAUGAUGAUGAACAAUCCAAUGGACAUAAUGGAACAUACCAACAACAGCAACAAGAAGCCCCUGACGAUGAUGAUGUAGAUUAUGGUGAAAAAAUCUGGGAGUUCAGAUGGUUAAACGAUAAAACUGACAGCAUUAAUGGUCCAUUUUCAGAGUACGAAAUGUAUCAUUGGAAACAGAAUUAUUUUGAAAAUAAUGUUGAAGCUCGUAAACUUGGAGAUGUUGAAUUCAAAAGUAUACAAGAUAUACAAUUUAACAAAGAAUCGUAA
Molecule: messenger RNA, 1323 nt
Organism: Lodderomyces orthopsilosis Co 90-125
Lineage: Eukaryota; Fungi; Ascomycota; Pichiomycetes; Serinales; Debaryomycetaceae
Product: U5 snRNP complex subunit
Exons: 1
Coding region: 1-1323 (440 amino acids)
Cellular component (GO): U5 snRNP
Molecular function (GO): protein binding
Source: RefSeq, a predicted model, not a curated record